This is a messenger RNA of Linum tenue, 2366 nucleotides long. Lineage: Eukaryota; Viridiplantae; Streptophyta; Magnoliopsida; Malpighiales; Linaceae. The record is from the annotation of a GenBank genome assembly.
GAACCAUUUCCUUUUACAUCUCUCUCCAUGUUUCCUCUCCUUUACUCCGCUCUUUGAUCCUUCCCUUCUGUGUACUUGAGAUUUUCCCCGGAAAAUUUCUUUGUGUUUUCCGUGCGGCCAAUCACUACUCUUCGCUGUCGGCUGCUUCUCGACCUCCGGGAGACUUUUCCUCUUUAGUUAAUCGCCGAAACCAGAGUGCCUGUUGAGAGAUAGAGAGAGCUACUUCCUCUUCUUCUGCUGCUGCUACUUCACCUUUCCUCCCGAGUAGUGGAGAUCGGAUUCUAUUUUUUCUCAUAGAUUUGCGAAUCUGAGGCUUCAAAUCGGAAGAUUAGGUCCAGUUCCAUGGCUGCUUCUCAGGAUCAAGUUCAGGAAGCUGACAUGUCGGGUUCAGGAGGUGAAUGCUACGACGACAAUGGUGGGGAGCAAUUGAUGGAAUUGAAUUCAUUUGGGGGUCUUCAGCAGACUCCCAAAUUGAGGAAGCCUUAUACUAUCACUAAACAGAGGGAGAAGUGGACGGAGGAGGAACACCACAAGUUCCUUGAAGCUCUCAAGUUGUAUGGCCGUGGCUGGCGUAAGAUUCAAGAACAUGUAGGCACCAAAACCGCUGUUCAAAUUCGAAGCCAUGCCCAAAAGUUUUUCUCCAAGGUGGUGCGGGAGACUACUGGUGUUUCAGAGACCUCCUUGAAGCCAAUUGAGAUACCCCCUCCUCGUCCAAAGAGGAAACCGUCGCAUCCUUAUCCUCGUAAAUGCAUUGAUGCUCCUGAAAGAUCCGAGUCCCCAAGUUUGUUGGCCAUGGAGAAUGGAAACCAUUCUCCUACCUCUGUCUUGUCUGUGGUUGCCUCGGAGGCAUUGGGCUCUCCAGCUUCGGGGUUGCUAAAUCACUGCUCUUCGCUGACCUCAUGUACCAGCGAUGUUCAGUCCUUCAGCUUAUUACCUCAUGAGAAAGAUAGUGGGACCUUUGUAUCAGAUGUCUCUCCCCCAAUGACCGAAACGUCUCUAACGAAUUCGGAGGAUGGCUCCAAGAAUCCAUCUUUCUCUGAAGUAGAGGCAGCAGUCCCAAUGGCACGUUCCAAGAGCUUCAAGUUGUUUGGGAGGACGGUGUUGGUUACAGAGUCUGAGAAGUAUGUGGCAGCGGGCAGCCAACCAAGUGUUGACAUCAACCUUGAUAAUGCCGAACAGAAGUCCUCAGACAUCAAAUUGUCACUGGGUUUAGCGAACCAUGACUGUAAUUGGUUGCCUUCGUCUCGUCUCCACAUGGAGGUUAAGGGAGAGAACACUGGCAUCUCAGAAGCUGCUUGUUCAAUACCACCAUUGACUUUAUUUGAUGCACUGUCGAAGAGUCCUCUGCAGUCAUUUACGGGGGACAAUUCAAAGGAGAAGGAUGUCGUGGAGGAAAGGUCUUCUUCCGGCUCAGAUGCAGGAUCAACAAGUGAAGUAGAGAAAAGAGGGAGAUCCAUGGACGUAGGGGAGUCCCAAUGCCAAAUAUUACCCCGUGUGGAGGAAAUGUUUGCCAGUAGUGUGAGGAGCAAUUCGACGAGGGGUUUUGUGCCAUACAAGAGGUGCCUAGCAGAGAGGGACAUGAAAUCGUCAUUGGUUGCUUCGGAAGAGCGAGAGCAGCAAAGGGCUAGAGUUUGCUCUUAGCCCUUAAUCUCUCCCAUUUGCCCUUUGUGUAUAAAGGUUGAAGAAGAGGAGCUAAUUUUGAUGGCGGUGAAGGCCCUGAAGGAGCUAUGUAGUUAACGUUAUAGAGACCCUGUAGAGCAGAAAACUGAUUUUUGGUCUUUAUAGUCUCUUCAAUUGAAGCAGCGGCUUGCAAAAGUUGGCGGCUUUUAGCACAGAAGAGGAGACGGCAAAGAUUUGUGUGAUGAUAGUGUGGAUACAGGAGAGCUCCCCUACUAAUUGUAAAUUAUUCAUCGCUAAGGUUCUGUUUGCUGCAGAAGCUGGAUGAUCGGAUCGAUCUUCUCUUGGUCCUGCGCCUGCUGUUGCUGCUACGAGUUUAGGGCCGGAAAAGUCCUGCAAUUUAACUUCAGCUGUUUUGGCUCGAAUAAGUUGAUCUGUUGGCUUUGUUCGCCAAGUUUGACUUCCCUUUUUCUUGAAUGAUCCUUUGUUGCAUACCAUAACUCCCUGUGUUUUCAUUUCUUCAGCCUACUGUUGUUACAUUCUUAGCCUUCCUCUCUCUCUCUCUCUCUCCUCAGGUUGUUCCUUCAGAUUCAGAACACUUUCAGAAUCCUUUUCCAGUUGUGUAUGUACCAGUUUUGCGCGUUCCGAGUUUCGUAUUACACCCUUCAUGUUGUUUGUUGAAACUCUUGAACGAUGGUUCUGUUGAGGGCAGCUUGUCAAAAGAAUAGGAGCUGAUUAUGGAGAUGAUA